Ramularia collo-cygni is the source of this 843-nucleotide messenger RNA. RefSeq lists its product as uncharacterized. The transcript has 2 exons. The record is from RefSeq and is a predicted model, not a curated record. NCBI's taxonomy places the organism in Eukaryota, Fungi, Ascomycota, Dothideomycetes, Mycosphaerellales, Mycosphaerellaceae. Gene Ontology annotation, cellular component: ascospore wall; prospore membrane; lipid droplet. The coding region runs from base 1 to 843 and encodes 280 amino acids.
AUGGCAGACCGAAUCAAGAAGACGGCGCAAGAGGAGCUGAUCGCGGCCAGAGAGAUCGCCAGGGCUGGCGUCAUGUCGGGUUCAUACAUCUACCCUCUCAAAGGUAUCUUCUACUUCCUCGCUCAUCGCGAUCUCUGGAAGCCUCUACUCAGCAAGAUGGUCCCCACUCUCGGACUCGGCAUGGGUAUCACAGCCUUCAUGUUCGCCUUCACCUACCUACCCCAGCUGGCUAUUCUCUUCUUCACCUCCGGACCUCUUGCAACGCUCACUACCAUUCUGUUGGUCCUCUCUGAAUCAUCCACAUUGACGAUGGUGCUGUCCAAGGCUCUGCUCAUCGAGGACUCGUUGAUUGACACCUUUGACGGUACACUGGUAGCUCGCGGACAGACUGCUCUUGUCUCGAAGGAGCGUCAGGUGAAGGCCUCCGGAUUUGGAGAUGCCGUUCAACGUUUGGGCAAACUCGCUUCCAAGCCGUUCCAGAAGUUCACUCCUUCAGCCAUCAUCCGCUACGUCAUGUACCUGCCGCUCAACUUCAUCCCGGUCGUCGGAACGGCAAUGUUCGUCGGUCUUCAGGGACGUCAGCGUGGCCCCACAGCACAUGCUCGCUACUUCCAGCUGAAGGGUAUGAACAAAGUUCAACAGGACAAGUGGGUUGAGGAGCGCAAGGGCCCUUACACGCUGUUCGGAAUCCCAGCCGUGCUUCUCGAGACGAUUCCGGUAGCUGGUAUAUUAUUUGCCUUCACCAAUACUUGCGGUGCCGCGUUGUGGGCAGCGGAUCUGGAGCAGAGCAAUUCCGAGUCGACCGCGCCUGGCGUUAGAAAUGCGGCAAAGAAGGCUUCGUAG